Pistacia vera is the source of this 1776-nucleotide messenger RNA. RefSeq names its product cytochrome P450 CYP72A219-like. The coding region runs from base 103 to 1656 and encodes 517 amino acids. Gene Ontology annotation, molecular function: oxidoreductase activity, acting on paired donors, with incorporation or reduction of molecular oxygen; monooxygenase activity; iron ion binding. The transcript is spliced from 5 exons. The record is from RefSeq and is a predicted model, not a curated record. Lineage: Eukaryota; Viridiplantae; Streptophyta; Magnoliopsida; Sapindales; Anacardiaceae.
CCUGAUAAACAUAAAAGACGCUACUCAAUAGGUAUCCUCAUUUCAAUAUCACUUUCUUAAUCAGAUUUUUCUCUCUUUAAUUUCUAUAAGCCUUUCCUGAAAAUGGCGAUUCCAGUGACAUCUAUUGCCUUCUCUGUUGCUUUUGCUGCCCUUUUAGCAUGUCUAUGGAUGUUGUUGGACUGGGUUUGGUUGAAGCCAAAGAAGCUAGAGAAAUUUCUUAGGCAACAAGGUUUCUCCGGCAACCCGUACAAACUUCUUCAUGGAGACACAACAGAGAUGCUCAUGAUGAGGAAACAAGCAAAAACACGACCCAUCAGCCCCUUCUCACAUGAUAUUGCAUCGCGAGUCAUUCCAUUCCACCAUCAUAUCUGCAGGAACUACGGAAAGAAUUCAUUCAUAUGGUUGGGUCCAAUACCAGAUAUAAACAUUACAGACCCCAAAUUGAUAAGGGAAAUUAUGUUAAGGCAUGAAAUAUUUCAAAAACCGAAGCUGAACUCACUUGGCAGGUCGGUAUUUAGUGGGAUGGGGAUCUAUGAGGGUGAACAAUGGUUCAAAGUCAGAAAGAUAGCCAAUCCAGCUUUCCAUCUCGAUAAGUUGAAGGGUAUGGUAGCUAAGAUGUAUCUAAGUUGCAACGACAUGAUAAGAAAAUGGAAGAUUUCAAUCUCAAACGAAGGGUCGUGUGAGUUAGAUGUUUGGCCUGACAUUAAGGCUUUAACAUCAGAUGUGAUUUCUCGGACAACAUUUGAUAGUAGUUAUGAAGAUGGAAGAAAAAUUUUUGAACUUAUAAGCCAACAAAUCAAUCUUUUGAAUCAAGUUUUCUACACCUUCCACAUCCCAGGAUGGAGUUUUGUGCCCACUCAAGCAAAUAGAGAAUUGAAAAGCAAUGACAAAGAAAUUCGAGAAAUGAUAAAAGGCAUCAUAAAAAAAAGAGAGGGGGUCCUGAAAGUUGGAGAAGCAAGAAACGAUGAUUUACUGGGUUUAUUAGUGGAAUCAAAUCGCAAAGAAAUCCAAGAGCAUGGGAACAAAGAAAGUGGAAUGAAUAUGGAAGAGGUGAUUGAUGAAUGCAAACUUUUUUAUCUUGCUGGACAGGAGACUACCGCAACUUUGAUUGUAUGGACAAUGAUUUUGUUAUGUAUGCAUCCAAAGUGGCAAGAACGUGCAAGAGAAGAGGUUUUCCAAGUUUUCGGGAGCAAAGAACCGCAAUUUGAUGAGUUAAACCGCUUGAAAGAAGUGAACAAAAUUCUUCAUGAGGUACUAAGAUUAUAUCCACCACCUUUGUUACUCAGACAAACAAUUAAGGAGGCCAAACUGGGGGAAAUUACUAUACCGCCUGGAGCUUUCAUUUCAUUACCAAUACUUCUAGUUCAUCAUGAUGAAGAAUAUUGGGGAGCCGACGCAAAGGAGUUCAAUCCAGAUAGAUUUGCCCAAGGAGUUUCAAAGGCAUCAAAGAACGAUCAAGUUUCAUUUUUCCCAUUCAGUUGGGGUCCCAGAACAUGCAUCGGACAAAACUUUGCAUUGAUGGAAAUGAAACUAGCCGUAGCAAUGAUUUUGCAAAAUUUCUCUUUUCAGCUCUCUCCAACUUACGUUCAUACCCCGGUUCUUGGUAUAACUAUACAACCACAGUACGGUGCUCACAUGAUUUUACAAAAGAUUUAGUGUUAUAAAGAAUAAAUAGUUUUGAUGUCCAUGUAUAUCGCCUUUUGGAGUUGCUAAGACAGUAAAGUUACGACAUUUUGAGUAAUGGUUGGAUUACUUGUUGAUGUGCUUGUAUUGGUA